UGUAAUUUUUUCCUAAACAAUCAAGAGCAACGUUUUCGAGAAUAAACGUGAGAAAUAUGAACCUGUGAUGACGUAGCUAGCAGACGUGAACAACAGUAACGGACUCCCAGCAGCUGCAAUGCCAACCAAAAAGCUUCUGACCUGAUUACUUAAGAAACGGGAUUGGGACGGAAUAAUCUUGCAGGGUUCCAUCGAAGGACCAGCCCACCAGCAGACCAGACAGAACUUUUACAGGAGGACAUCCACCUGACAGUUUCAAGCAGGAUGUUCAUCACUGGUGCUGCUGUCCUGACGGUGUUCAGCACCCUGGUGUGGUGUGGAAGUGUUCAGGAGAUACGACAUGGAUCUUGGAGGAGGAUGCACUCGGUGACAGCAGCGACAGUCACGUCUAGGAACGUCCUGCGUUGUGCCUCGCGGUGCUGGUCACGUGACGGCUGCUGUAAAUAUUUCGUUCAUCCCCAGGACGGUUCUUGCUCCACGUACCUGGAGGAUACUGUCAACGACAGGAUGUGGCAACAGUAUGAUUCUGUACCUGCAUUAGCCUGUCCGGCCAGCAAGGGAUACUCGCUGCACUACUGUCGCUGCAUCAUGUUGGUGACCACCGUCACGGUCUACAGCAACGCGCAGCUCAGGUGUCAGCAGGACGGAGGUCACGUGAUGCACUACAAGUCCUUGACAGUCGACCGGCCUGCAGUCACCAGCCUACUGAGCAACAAAACUUUCACUUUUUCAGGGACAACCCGUCUGUGGGUCGGUGGAAAGGACGAGAACAAAGACGGUCUCUUCGAGUGGACUGACGGAGAGGUGAUUGACCAGGCCUCGGGUGUGUGGUCCACCGGGGAGCCCUCCAUCAGCCCGGACGAGUCGUGCGUGGUGCUGAGACCCGAGUACAGGAUGGCCGACCAGAACUGCAGCAAGACUCACAGUUACAUCUGUCAGAUCGAUGUGUAGCCAAACCUCCUCAUCUCUGCGUUGACUACAGCGAUCGGUGAUGGCAUUCUUUCUCACCUGUAUCAACACGCGCUCAUUGUCUAUACUUGUCGAUUUGUGUCUCAAACGUGAAACAAAUGAAUUACAUUCAUCUUGGAGCAGCCGCUUGUUUUUAUUAGUUUUUAUUGGAGGAUGACUAAUGUUUGUCACAAAUGUAACUCAUGUGCGAGACCACAAAUGUGACAUAUGCCUCGUUUGCAUACUGAUCUGAUAUCUCCUUGAUUUUGUUUUAAAUUGAGCGCAAACUUCAUACUGUUUUGUA
Pomacea canaliculata is the source of this 1252-nucleotide messenger RNA. Its product is annotated as alpha-N-acetylgalactosamine-specific lectin-like. Bases 265 to 951 code for a protein of 228 amino acids. The record is from RefSeq and is a predicted model, not a curated record. Lineage: Eukaryota; Metazoa; Mollusca; Gastropoda; Architaenioglossa; Ampullariidae. The transcript is spliced from 3 exons.